CGCAUGGGUUUCAGAAUUCAGAGGUCCACACUUAAUAAACCCUAGACGUCCCGACCUCGCUACCUCCCCCGCGCUGCAGCAAAGGACGAGUUAAGGGAUUUGGGAUUCAUAUCUGAUUGAUCUAGCUUCUGGUAGUAGCAGGCAGCUUGAAAUUGGAACCAAGGACUACAUAUGGGUGUCUUGGCGCGGCGGUUUCUGAAUUUGAUCGUGCCAGGCUGCACCCCUGGCGUCAAAUCGCUGCGCCGAAUCGACCUGACGCGCCACGAGCUGUUUUACCCAGUGGGAUUCGAAUCAGCACCACCACCACCAGCAGCAGCAGGAGCGCAAGACGCCAUCUCUCGCCCCUCGGCUCUAGAGAUGGAGACGGUCCGGUUUCUUGGUCCGAGCUUCACCUUCCGAGCUCUGAAGAAUGACUGGAAGAUGGACUGCUUCCCGCUUGCGGAUUACAGCGAGUGCAAGGUUGUCUGCGCGGACCUGUCAGGGCGCGGCUUCGUCUUCGACCUGGAUUCACCAAAGGUGGGAACCAUCCCUCCACUCCGCACGCCCAAGGUGAUGCCCAUCUCCGUCUUCGUUCACAAGCCCCAGGUCGACGGUAACUAUGACAACUAUAGUAACGGCAGCAGUCUCUUCCUCAUGGAGAAGGUUCCCCAGCCAGAGGCCAGAAGUGGUGGUGGUCAUGUGUUUUAUGACAGUGUGCAGGAGAGCGAGCAGUUUGUGGGCUUAAUCAACCACCGUUCAACUAAUCCCGGCAGUGACAAAUCCUGGCAUUGCCAUCGACUUCCGCCGCCACCGUUUGUACACGAGACAAUUCAUUGGUCCAACAACAACUGCCCCGAGAUCACAGCCUAUGGCGUGGUCGGUGGUGGCUCACAUGUUUGCAUAUCUGUCAAGGGCGUUGGCACCUACUGCCUCGACACAGAAAGCCACACGUGGAACAAAGUCGGUGACUGGACGCUCCCCUUCCAUGGCAAAGUUGAGUAUCUACCUCAGCUCAAGCUCUGGUUUGGCCUCUCCACUGGUGCCCGACACUGCUUGGCUGCUGCUGACCUCUCUGGCAUGCUGGAUUCUUCUUCCCAGCCACAGCGGCUGGUGGCCGGCCCUUGGCAGGAGCUUGUUGAUCUGCCAGAGGAAUGGAAGGAGUGCAAGGACCCUCAGUUUGUCAGUCUGGGAUCCGGCAGGUUCUGCAUUGCAAGGUUCUUCCAAGAAGCUGCAGGCUCUAGUGAUGGAGUGGCCCACAAAAAUUUUACUGUCUUGACUGGCGUCGAGGUCAAUAGCAGGGGCAAAGCUGAAGGUGGCACAUGGGAAUUGGAACUCCAAAUGACCACUCACAGAUCAAGACGUGUCAACGACACUAGCAUCGAGGCAUUGUUCUAACUAAGUACUGGUGCUUUGCUCACCAUACUCAGGGCUUGAGGAAUUUGGGCUGUAGGAGCCGACUUUUAAUGAUAAAACAGUGAGUAUGGUGAGCAUGGUGAGAUGAUAGAUAAAACAGUGAGUAUGGUGAGCAUGGUGAGAUAAUAGAUAAAUCUUGUGUUGUCUCCUGCAGUGAUGCUACAUAUUACACCAUAU
Sorghum bicolor (sorghum) is the source of this 1569-nucleotide messenger RNA. RefSeq lists its product as uncharacterized. The coding region runs from base 172 to 1374 and encodes 400 amino acids. Lineage: Eukaryota; Viridiplantae; Streptophyta; Magnoliopsida; Poales; Poaceae. The record is from RefSeq and is a predicted model, not a curated record. The transcript is spliced from 2 exons.